Molecule: messenger RNA, 2046 nt
Organism: Astrephomene gubernaculifera
Lineage: Eukaryota; Viridiplantae; Chlorophyta; Chlorophyceae; Chlamydomonadales; Astrephomenaceae
Source: the annotation of a GenBank genome assembly
CUCCUAGAUCGCCAAACCACGCAACCGUCCGUUCUCGCAAAGGGCAUUGUAAAUAGGCUUUCAUUUGCUGAUCGGAGCGUAGUGAAAUUUUUAUUCAAAAGCUACUGUUCUUCAGUCUAGAUAAAAAGUCUCUGGCAUUUGCUAAUACGGGCACCCGUCACGUUUUCAGUCCGCGACGUUGUAGAAGGUUGUUCUACGCCCUUUUUUGAGAAUGAACAAGCAGAAGCCACCGCCGGAUGCACGCAUCCAGAAGAUGCGUGAACUGGAAGAUCGAUUGGCCUAUUUGCAGCAGGAUCGAAAGGUUGAACAGAACAUGGUAGCUGUUGCAAAUUUCGAGGCACGGACCACUAAGAAAAUAGUCAGCAACAUUGUACAGCAACGGUUUGAUGCGCUCAAGGCGCGACGGGAGGCGGACCUCAACGCACGGCGGCAGCGGCUUGCGGAGAAGUUAGCAGCAGAGGACAUGGCCCUGCGCCAGGAGCUCAUAGCCAGCAAGAAAACGCCGGAGCAGCGGCGCGCGGAGCUUGCGGCACGCGCCAGAGCUCUGGCGGAGCGACGGGAAGCAGAGCGGCAGCAGCUGGCGGCAUCACUGUACGAGAAAGCCUUCAUUCAAAGCUGCGACGUGCUGCGUGGGGAAAACUCCAAACGCAUACUGUACCGCACGCUGGAGGAGCGCAAUGCGCAGAUCGAGCAGCGGAUGGCGGCUCGGAUCAUGGCAGAAGAGGAGAAGCGCAUGUGGCACGAAAUGAGCGAGGUCGAGCGGCUUAAGAUGGAGCAAAGGUACCAAGACGAUAAGAGUCGCGAGCGCGAGCGGCGUGAGGAGACCCUGCGGAUAUUAGACGAGCAGGUGCGGCAGAUCAACGCGCGCCGCCAGGAGCAGGCCCGCCUCCGGCGCGCGGAGAUUGCCGAGCUGAAUGCUAUGUGGCAGCAAAUGGCGGCGGCAGCGGAGGCGGCGGAGGCGGCGGAGCGCGAAAACAUGCGGAAGCUGGCUGAGGAGCUUAUGGAGUUCAACCGCAUCAAACAGAUGAAGAUCUCGGAAGCAGAGCGCGCAGAAAGGGAAAUGGACCUUAAAAUCCUGCAAGAGGCGCUUUAUCGUGAGGCAGCGGAUGAAGCCGCAGAGCUGGCGUACCGUGAGCGACGACGCGAGGAGAUGCGGUUGUACCGCGAGCAGCUGGCGCUCAUGAUGGAGAAGGAGCGCGAGGAGAAUGCGGAGCGUGACGCACUCAUCCUCAAGGCGCAGCUGGAGCAGGAGGCCAAGCGGGAUGCGGAGCUGGCAGCCCGAGAGCUAGCACGGCGGCAGCUCAUGAAACAAGUGGACGACAUUCGGCAGCUGCAAAUCCAGGAAAAGCUGGCGAGAAGGCUGGCCCUGGCCGAGGAGAAAGCGUUCGAACGCGCAAAGAUGCUUGACGACGUUGCGGCGGCCGCCGAGGAUGCUGCUCAGCGUGAAGCUGCUGAGCGCAAGGCCGGCGUGACGCGACGGCUGGACCUGCAGACGCAGAUCGUGGCCAAAGCGCACAUGAAGGCGGCGGAGCAAGACGAGAAGCUGCGGGAGUCUGAGCAGGUGGACCGCGCGGAGCAGGAGUACCUGACUAAGGUCAACCACACGCUAGCAAACACGGACCCACCCGUGUGGCAUGGGCGGCGGAAGUUCGAGUGGAACUAGUAUCAUGCAAUGCAUCUAACUGGUCAUUAGUGCUGAUGUCUCAGCAGGGUAGGGGCGCGCGUACUGGCGGGGUAUGGAGGAUUUCUGCCGACAAGGCAGCUUGUGAGGUUCGGGAGUAUAGGUACUUAGCUAGGAUAGCUGGGACUGUGGACACGGCCAAAUUGCUUGGGCGCUGCAAUGUCGUACUGCCAAUGCAUGACAUGUUACCGGUAUGGGGAGAUGUAGAGCUUAUAGAUUAGGUUUUAACCGUCUGCUAAUAUGCAGGCCAUGGUCAUGAGAACAUGACUACUCCGACCACUGCGUUGGUCUCUGUACUUCUGUAUCGUGCUUUCGAACCAGCGAUCCGCAUCACGAACUUGCCAUCACCCAUCAAAAUCGUUCGU